This is a messenger RNA of Colletotrichum truncatum, 1119 nucleotides long. RefSeq names its product alcohol dehydrogenase. The record is from RefSeq and is a predicted model, not a curated record. Gene Ontology annotation, molecular function: oxidoreductase activity, acting on NAD(P)H. NCBI's taxonomy places the organism in Eukaryota, Fungi, Ascomycota, Sordariomycetes, Glomerellales, Glomerellaceae.
AUGAAGGAAGCUAUCAUCUCAGCUGGUAUGCAACAGUCCCCUUAUGUCCAAAGGUUGUAUUAUUUACUCUGUCAAGGAACACUUGUCGAAAUUAUUGACACGCCCAUCCCAACGCCUAAACAUGGCCAAGUUCUCAUCCGCGUAGUUGCGAGCGGCUCAAAUCCAAAAGAUUGGACAUUUGCCGAGUUCUUUCCACCUUCCAAUACUGGAGACGACCUUGCCGGGUAUGUGGAAGCUGUGGGUGACGGAGUAGUGGAAUUUAGGAAGGGCGAUCGCGUCGCCGCUUUUCAUGAGAUGAUGGCUCCUCACGGGUCCUUCGCCGAAUACGCCAUCGCCUGGGCUCACACGACUUUUCACCUCCCCGAGAACGUUUCAUUCGAAGAUGCCGCAACGAUUCCGCUGACGGCAAUGACCGCGGCAAUCGGCCUCUUCAGCAACUUGCGGCUGCCGUAUCCAUGGCACUCGGAAGAAGAUCGCCCUGAAACAGGGCCGCUUGUAAUCUACGGCGCCGGCGCGGCAGUCGGAAGUUUCGCCAUACAACUGGCCCGAAAAAGCGGCAUACACCCACUAAUAUGCGUAGCUGGGCAAUCCAAAGACCAUGUAGAGUCCCUUAUCGACCGAACUAAGGGCGAUACGAUCGUGGACUAUCGACAAGGCCACGAUUAUGUUGUGGAAGAAAUCAAAAAGGCGCUUGGGGGUAAAAAGCUGCGGUAUGCUCUUGAUUCUGUAGGCGACCAGGGAAGCGACAUCGCUUUAGGUCAGGUGAUUGAACCGACGGACGCACGAUUAAGUAUAGUCCGCCCGUUUGACCGAACCAAAAUACCGAAGACGCCUGGAGUUGUGUUCCCGGCUGGCCUCGCGCUUCCAACAUUGCACGGUGUUCCCGACGGAGUGGAGGUAUUUUGGACUGCUGUAGGGUCUGUACAUGGGUCAGAAAAGCACUUUGGCUAUGUCUUCUUCCGAUAUAUCUCUUUAGGACUUCAAGAGGGAUGGUUCAAGCCACACCCGAAGCAAAUUGUUCCCAAGGGAUUACAUGGUCUGGCUGAAGGCCUUAAAAAUCUACGCGAUGGUAAAGCACAUUCAUUCAAAUAUGUAUAUAGAAUUGCGGACACGAAUUAG